This is a messenger RNA of Seminavis robusta, 531 nucleotides long. Lineage: Eukaryota; Bacillariophyta; Bacillariophyceae; Naviculales; Naviculaceae. The record is from the annotation of a GenBank genome assembly.
AUGUCCUUGGUGGAGUGUGUGAUGGGGCAUUGGGGUACCCAGGAUCGGCAGAGUGGAGGCGCAGACAAACUGGAAUCGGACGGAGACAUGGGAGGACCCAGCGACAUUUGCAGCAACAAUGAUGAAAACUUUGCACCACCGUCAAGGUGUCAAUCCGCCAUUCCCUCCCAGAGCAUUCCAAUAUGCAACAUGAAGCGCACCCCGUCUGAGAUUCAGCUGAGGGAGGAUGAGGCCUUGGCGGACUAUAGAGACUGGGUCUUUUACUUGCGGUUGGUCAAUGGCAUGAGCGUGGAUGCUCGGCGUACCAUCAAUGACAGCUUUCGGCGGUGCACUGAUCAAUGUCUUGCCAACAUUAUGCGGACUCGUAACCUUCCUGUCAAAGACGAAUCAUCCUAUGCUAUUAGUGGAGAUGCGCACAACAAGAAAGAAGUCAGCAAAAGGCUUUUCUUGGGACCAGCAACAGUGCUUCCUGUAUCCAUAGAAGAUGUGGAUGUGGACAGAGAAGAGGGGAUCUUCGUGAUGGACAUGUAG